AUGGAUUCUUUAUUUCACGUCCUGGUUUCUACCUGCCUUGCCUUGACAUUCUCAGAGGGGUUUCUGAUUAUCCAUGUCCAGAAACAGCAGUGUCUUUCAGAAAAUAGAGGAGUCAUUAUGGAAAAGUGCAAUAUGACCAACCUCAACCAGGAAUGGCAGUGGACAGCAGAUGACAAGCUCCUCCAUGUGAAAUCUGCCCAGUGCCUGAGCAUCUCUACCCGCUUUGCCCUUUCAUCUCGCAGCAUCAUUGUUGAUUGUCUCGAGGCAGUCAGGUGGACUUGCCAUGAGGAGGACGGGCUCCUUACGGUGGCCAACAGCUCUCUCUUUCUCACAAAGCAAGGCCAGAAGGUAAUGGCCAAGCAGAGUAAGAAAUACCUUCACAGAUGGAGGCAGCUAGAAGCCAGAGAGACAGGAAAACCUGUGUAUGUAAAUCUGUGCUCAAAGCAAGGUCUCCAAGAUGCAGAAAUAUCUGCAUGGAGUACUAGAACUACAUCCCACCCUUUAGACGUUGUUACCUCUAGGCCUGAAAAUCUGCUGAAGAGUAGCACAGAGAUGUUCAUCAGAAAUGUGACUGAACACUUCAGUAAAAAUCUCAUUGAAAACCUCUACUUUGACUUGAAAUCUGCAGUAACAGAGAAAGCCUGGAUUCCAACCACUACUCGUCAAUAUUCUAGCACUACAGAAGAGGCCGUGCCGGGGGAGGCGGCAGGAUGCAGCGCCAACCUGACGGAGCGGCGCGUCGCCGGGCAGAGCGUCCGGCUGCGGUGGGACGCCGCGGACCGAGCUUGCAACUUCAGCCUGAGCGGGCGCUCCGAGGACGGGGAGGCGGUCGGCUGCCAGCCCACCCCGACGGGCAACGGCUCCUACGGCUGCACCGUUAGGGGCCUGGAGGCCGGGACCUGGUACCUGCUCCGCAUCGAGCCGCUCGCCGGCGGGGAUGCUGUCAACAUCUCCGUGCAGACAGAUCCAUUAUUGCCACCUCGUUUUGAAAUUAAUAAGGAAAAAACUACAUUUACAAGCUUGAAGGUUCAGUGGGAACCUUCCUCAGGAAGGGUGGACUGGUAUAACCUGGUGUUAUUUGAUCAUGAUAAUAAAAAGAUACAAGAAGCGGCCAUACCAGGAAGAAUUUCAGAAACAGAAAAUACUUUUUCUAGUCUCAUCCCUGGGAAUAAAUACAACAUUGUCCUCACUGCAGUUGCUGGAAAUAAGAGUACCCCAGAACUUCACAUAAGUGGAUCUACAGUGCCAUCCCCCGUAAAAAAUAUUCAGAUCAGUGUCAAAACAGACACUAUCCAUGCUUCAUGGUCUCCUGGCUCUGGGCACGUGGAUCGUUACAGACUGCUAUUGCUGGAUAAUCAUGUUCCGGUUCAUGAAGUUCACCAAGAAGAUCCUCUGACCUCCUACACUUUUUCAGGACUUACAGCGGGUCACCUCUAUAACCUCUCUAUCAUAACCCAGGCUGCAGGUUUGGAGAGCAACAGUUUUCAAACAGUCAGGACAGCCCCAGAUGAAGUCUUAGAUUUGACAGUGACUAGCGAUGACAGCUCAGAUGUUUUAAAAGUUAAGUGGCGAAGACCUUCAGGAAACCUCGAUUUCUAUAAUAUCACUCUGUCUCAUCUUGGAUCAGUUAAAGAAGUCAAAACUCUACAGCCACCAGUCACAGAGACUCACUUUGACAAGCUAACUCCAGGACGUCUUUAUCAGGUUACUGCCCGCACAGUCAGUGGUGAACUGUUCACUGACCAGGUGGCAUAUGGCAGGACAUUUCCACAGAAGGUUUCAGAGCUGGAAGCCGGUGCUGGAGGUUGGCUGAGGUCUCUGCGAGUGAAGUGGCUGCCCCCUGCGGGAGACUGGGAGAGGUACCACCUCCUCCUGUGGAACCGCUCUGCCCUGGUGCUCAACACCACGCUCGAGAAGGACACCAGCGAGUACCUCAUCCACGACGUGGGCCUCAUCCCGGGGAGACAGUACAGUGUGGACCUCUUUGUGGAGAGUGGUGAUCUGCGGAGCAAGACUAGCUGCACAGGGAGAACAGCUCCAGAGCCUGUUCUUCAGCUUCGUGUGAAGCAUGCUAAUGAAUCUUCACUUAGUGUCAUGUGGAUGACCCCUGCUGCGGAAUGGGACAGCUAUGUGGUCUCACUAGGAGACAGGGAUCUCACUGUCAUCAAAAAAGGGCUUGCAAAAGAAGCUAAGGAAUUCACUUUCACUGACUUGGUACCUGGAAGAAAAUACACAGCCACAAUCACUACUAUUAGUGGGAGUUUAAGCAACUGGACUUCAGUGGAAGGAAGAACAGUGCCAGCCCAAGUGACAGAUCUGACCGUGGCAAGUCAGGGAUCAACCAACAGCUUGCUCACCAACUGGACCGGAGCACUGGGAGAUGUAGACUCAUACCAAGUGCUACUGAUUCAUGAGAAUGUUGUCAUUAAAAAUGAGACUGUUCCCAGUGAAACCAACAGAUAUCACUUCUAUGCCCUGAAACCUGGAGGACUCUAUUCAGUUGUUGUCACCACUGUCAGUGGGGGAAUAUCUUCAAGGCAAACGAUUGCAGAGGGGAGGACAGUUCCUUCCAGUGUGACUGGAGUAACAGUAAAUAACUCAGGUCGCAGUGACUACCUCAGUGUUUCUUGGCUGCCAGCUUCUGGAGAUGUAGACAGUUAUUUGGUAACACUCUCUCAUGAUGACCAGAUUGUUCAGACUCUCACUGUUUCCAAAUCCUUCAGUGAAUGCUCCUUCAGCAGCCUUACUCCUGGGACACUUUACAAUGUGAUGAUAACCACGAAGAGUGGGAAGUAUGAAAAUUACUCUUUCAGCCAGGAGCGAACAGUCCCUUCAAGUGUUCAGGGACUUACUGUCAGCAAUUCAGCCAGAAGUGACUACUUGAAGGUGUCCUGGUUACAUGCCUCUGGAUAUUUUGAUAAUUAUGAAGUGAUCAUCAAGAACAACAAUGAUUUCAUCCAAACAAAAAGUGUCCCAAAGGAUGAAAAUGAAUGUGUGUUCACUAAACUGGUCCCAGGGAGGCAGUACAGUGUCACGGUCAGCACAAGGAGUGGAAAAUAUGAAACUAGUGAAAGAGUCUAUGGCAGAACAAUGCCAGAGUCAGUGAAGGAACUGACUCUUAGUAACAGGAGCACAGAAGAUCUGCAGGUAACUUGGUCAAAGGCUGAGGGUGAUGUUGAUAAGUAUGAGAUUCAGCUGCUCUUCAAUGAUAUGAAGAUCUUCCCACCUAUUUUCCUUGGGAACACCAUUGAGGAGUAUUGGUUCACAGCUUUGACUCCAGGACGUCUAUACAAAAUUCUUGUCUUGACCAUCAGUGGAGAUGCACAACGUGCUACCUUCAUAGAAGGCCUGACAAUUCCAAGCAUGGUCAGAAACAUUCAUGUAUCCCCUAAUGGCAUGACAAACAGCCUGAAAGUGAGCUGGACUCCUGGAAGUGGAGAUGUUGAUUCCUACACAGUGACUAUAUUUCAGCAAAACCAUCAGCUUGAUUCCCAGAGUGUCUCUAAACAUGUGUCUGAGCACAUGUUUCACAAGUUGGAAGCUGGGGAGCAGUACCGGGUGGUGGUGCAAACCAACAGUGGCACCUUGCACAACAGCUUAGCAGCUUUUGGGAGAACAGUUCCAGCCUCUGUCCAGGAAUUAUUGGCCCAUCAUGCUUACAGCAGUCAUUCCUUGUUAGUAACCUGGCAGAAAGCUCCUGGUGUAGCUGAAAGAUAUGACAUUCUGCUCUUGAACGAGCAAGGAAUCCUCCUGAGCAACAAAUCAGAGCCAGCUACUGCCAAACAGCACAAAUUUGAAGAUUUAUUAGCUGGCAAGAAGUAUAAAAUACAAGUUUUGACAGUUAGUGGUGGCCUCUUCAGUAAACGAGCAGAAACUGUUGGGCGAACAGUUCCAGCAGCAGUUACAGAUCUGAAGGUCACAGAGAACACCACUGACCGACUGUCCUUCAGCUGGACUACCUCGCAAGGAGAGCUUGAUUCAUAUGACAUCUUCCUGUACAACCCAGACAAGUCCCUUCAUGACAGGAUUUCAGGAGAGCAGCACCUCCAACAGUGUUCAUUCCAGAACCUGCGGCAAGGCAGGAUGUAUCGAAUGGUGAUCGUUACCCACAGUGGGGACCUUACUAACGAGUCGUCUGUCUUUGGAAGAACAGUACCAGCCGCGGUUGUUGGUCUCAAGGCAUCCAACCGAAACAUGACAGACAGUCUGUGGUUCACCUGGGGUCCAGCAGCAGGAGAUGUUGACUUCUAUGAGCUCAAUCUUUACAACCCAAAUGGGACACAGAAAGAAACAUGGCAGAGGAAAGACCUGAAAGAGUGGCAUUUCCAGGGGCUCAUUCCUGGCAGAAAGUAUACUCUAGUUGUGGUGACUCACAGUGGUGACCUGACCAACACAGCACAUGCUGAAGGAAGAACAGCACCCAGCCCUCCUAAUACCGUGUCAUUCACUGAUGUUGCAAACACUUCUUUAUCAAUCACUUGGCUGGGUCCUCCAGACUGGACAGACUACGAUGAUUUUGAGUUGCAGUGGCUUCCAAAGGAUCCCCUCACAGUAUUCAAUCCCUACAGCAGCAGCAAAUCAAAAGUACGCAUCAUCUAUGGCCUGCGACCAGGAAGACUUUAUGAUUUCAGUGUCAGAACUGUCAGUGGUGACAGCUGGAAGACAUACAGUCAGUCUCAACUUGCAAGUGUGAGAACAAAACCAGACAAGAUACAAAGUCUUCAUUGUCGACCCCAGACCUCUACUGCCAUUGCCUGUUCCUGGACUCCUCCUGAUUCUGACUUUGAUGGGUACAGUGUCGAAUGCAAGAAGAUGGACACUCGUGAGGUGGAAUUUUCUAGAAGGAUAGACAAAGACAAGUCUCUGCUCAAUAUCAUGACCCUUGUUCCCCACAAGCAGUACCUGGUGUCCAUCAAGGUGCAUUCUGCAGAUAUGACAAGUGAAGUCGUUGAAGACAGCACCAUCACAAUGAUUGAUCGUCCCCCUCAGCCACCUCCAGACAUACGAGUGAACAAAAAAGAGGUGCUGAUUACCAAAUCUUCUAUCAACUUUACUUUUAACUGCAGCUGGUUUAGUGAUACUAAUGGAGCUGUGAAGUACUUUACUGUGGUUGUGAGAGAGGCUGAUGGUAGUGAAGGACCAAAGCCUGAUGAGCAGCACCCAUUACCUUCCUACCUGGAGUAUAAACACAAUGACUCUAUACGCAUCUACCAAACAAAUUAUUUUGCCAGUAGAUGUGCUGAAAACCCUGACAGUGAUUAUAAAAGCUUUGACAUUAAGCUUGGAGGAGAAAUGGAAAAUCUAGGAGGAAGGUGUGAUCCAGAUCAGCAAAAAUUCUGCGAUGGACCUCUAAAACCUCGGACUGCUUACAGGAUCAGUAUACGGGCCUUUACCCAGCUCUUCAGUGAAGACCCAAAGGAACUCCCUAAACCGCUCUUCUCAGACACCUUCUUCUCUUUACCAAUCACUACAGAGGCAGAGCCUCUGUUUGGAGUCAUUGAAGGUGUGAGUGCUGGCUUGUUUCUGAUUGUGAUGUUAGUGGCUGUUACAGCUUUAUUUGUCUGCAGACAAAAGGUUAGUAAUGGCCACGAGAGACCUACAGCAAGGCUGAGCAUUCGGAGGGACAGGCCACUGUCAGUGCAUCUGAACCUGGGGCAAAAAGGGAACCGGAAAACUUCCAGUCCAAUCAAAGUCAGUCAUUUUGAAGCACACUUCACCAAACUUCAGGCAGACUCCAACUACCUCCUGUCCAAGGAGUAUGAGGACUUGAAAGAUGUUGGUCGAAACCAGACGUGUGACAUAGCACUUCUGCCAGAGAACAGAGGGAAAAAUCGAUACAAUAAUAUAUUGCCCUAUGAUACAUCAAGAGUGAAGCUUUCCAAUGUGGAUGAUGACCCUUGCUCAGACUACAUUAAUGCAAGCUACAUACCAGGCAACAGUUUCCGUAGGGAAUAUAUAGCGACUCAGGGCCCUUUGCCUGGCACCAAAGAUGAGUUCUGGAAGAUGGCAUGGGAGCAAAAUGUUCACAAUAUUGUCAUGGUAACCCAGUGUGUUGAGAAGGGCCGGGUGAAGUGUGACCACUACUGGCCCCUUGACCAGGAUUCCUUGUACUAUGGAGACCUGAUCGUUGAGAUGCUAUCUGAAUCGGUGCUCCCAGAAUGGACAAUACGAGAGUUUAAAAUCUGCAGUGAAGAGCAACUUGACUCAACAAGGCUCAUUCGUCACUUCCACUACACUGUCUGGCCAGACCAUGGUGUGCCAGAGACCACCCAGUCCCUGAUCCAGUUUGUCAGAACUGUAAGGGAUUAUAUUAACAGGACCCCAGACACAGGACCAACUAUUGUGCACUGCAGUGCUGGUGUUGGCAGGACUGGCACAUUCAUUGCACUGGACCGAAUUCUGCAGCAGCUGGAUUCAAAGGACACUGUUGACAUUUAUGCAGCAGUACACGAUCUAAGGCUCCACCGGGUUCACAUGGUUCAAACAGAGUGUCAAUAUGUGUAUCUACAUCAGUGUGUGAGAGAUGUGUUAAGAGCCAGAAAACUUCGCAGUGAACAGGAAAAUCCCUUGUUUCCAAUAUAUGAAAAUGUGAAUCCAGAAUAUCACAGAGGUAAGUGCUGGUUUGUCAAAUUGUAAAAUGUUUUGAAAGUAGUAGCUCAUUAACACUGUAAUUGAGGGGGAAAUUGUGCUAUCGGUUGCCAUCAGUAUUUGUUCUCUUCCUGGGCCUUCAUAUCUUCACUCCUCUGCUUUUGUCACUCUCGCAAUUACAUCUUUAUUUCCUCCAUUAGUAGUCAUUAUAACAUCUUUUCCUGCUCCUUCCUUACCUUCAUGCUUUCCCUGUCUCACACUUCAUGAUUCCUAUGCUCUUGAAGGGAACUGAAUCCCUUCUGUAUCAUGAUUCUGACUUCCUCCUUUAUCUCACCAGUGUUUACACCAUCCACUUUUAAGCAUACUGAGGCCACUGGAUGAGAAGGGCCACUGGGCCCUUCUCUCAUUCCUGGAGUUUGCUUUCUGUCCUGAAUCACCCUCAUUUCCUGAUGACUAUCUAGGCAGCAUUAGUCUUCCCAUCUGCUUUGACUGGGUAAUGUAGGUGUACAAGGCUGUACUCUUUGUUUCUUCCCCAACUUGCCAUCCUUGUAGGCUUUUUUUCCUAGCCUGUGUCCAGUCUCUUGGCAAUAAGAAUUGCAGCAGUAGCAAACCUGGCACUAGCACUGCUCUUCACCUCCUGUUCUCAUGGCCAGAGGACCAGUCUGGAGAAGCUGUGAGCAGAGGUGGCCUGUGUGUCCUGGUAGAGCUGAUUCUUAAGGUCUGUAGAAGUUUCCAGUCAGAGAGCAGGAUCUCAGUAGCUUCUCAGAUUUGGAGAUUAAGAACUGAGAUUAAAUGACGAGAGACCAAAAUAAUUUUCUUGAUUUAGCCUGUGGAAAUCAGAGUUGUCAUCAACAGGUAGAGCAGGCUUGGAGGAGGAGGCCAGCAACUGAAAUAUCCAGGGUUCCACAAGUUGGGAGUGCUAGCAAAAGCAGAAGUGGGAUCUGCUCUUGAGCUGUCACAUCAGUCACCAGCCAGUGUUGUAAUGAGCUGGCAGAGUUGAACGUGAAGCCAGCUGGGUGGUUUUAUUUUUCCUAAUCUCAUUUUUCCUUGCUUUCAGAUGCUGUUUAUUCAAGGCACUAAGAAUGUUACAGACAUCUGCUUUUGUGACCACAUGUAUUAACUAGGGGUUUUGUUUGGGUUUUUUAAAUGUAUGUAUUUUAUGCACCAGGAAGGUGCCAGACCUUUCUGUUGAGACUGUGUAUAAUUUAUUGGUCUGGUAAUUUUCUGAAAGAUAUUUAAGUGUAUUAGAUAUUAAUGUAUAUAAUUGUAUUUUGGCAUUAUGUAAAUAUGUAUUUUUUCUAUCUUGUUAAUAUUAAGCUUCAGAUAAUACUAUUUUUUUCUUAUCACAGUUUUUAUGAACUAUUCUACAGAAACUAUUUUAGAUUGUAUGGCUGACAGGACUGCUGCAUUUAGGGCAGUAUUGGCAGGAAACACAAAGGAAAAAUCCUAUAAGGAGGACCUCAUUUUUUUAUCUAGUUCAGUGUUUGUGAGAUGAAAUAAGCUACUAUAAAGCAAGGGAACAGUAGUCCUGUAUAGGAAUUACAAUGCUACUCUAAACUUACUGCUUUUGAUCUGACAAAAAUGGGUAUAACCCAUAACACAAUGGCAUACUUUUAACAGAAAUCAUCAACAGCCAAGCAAAACAGGGUCCACCUCACUGGAAGCAACUGUUUCAGUCUAAUGUGACAUAGUAGAAAAAUAUCAAACAACAUGCACUGCCGUGAAGUCUAGCAGACCUUUCCUCCCUCAAAUGCUCUGAGGGGAGACAGGUCACAUUCUGGUUUCUUUGCACUGGUUUAAGAGAGCAGAAUCAGAGCACAGCCUGUGUCUGUGCAUUUUCACAUGAAUAAAAAAGAUCACACCUCAAGGAAACGCCUCAGACAUUCAUGUUAACAGACCUGUAAUGAUGUGAAGUCUGGCAGCUUCCAUAGCUCAUUAAAAGCAAUGCUGUACCAAGACAGCUAAAAAAGUGGAGAGAUUAUGAACACACUGAAGACAGAUAAAGGUAUACAUCCCAUAGGAUACACAACUGGCUUUGGUCUUAAGCUGCUUGCAGCACAGCUGCCUUGGCCCAAGUACUGGUCUACUUCAAAUGCUGCUUGCUUUCACAAAGGGAAAGCAUCGCCCAAGCAUGUCCUCGUAGAAAGAUUCCUCCAUUUCAGUGUUGCCUGAUGUCACCGCUGCAAGGGCAACUGGAGCAGAAAAAAACUCAUCGGUAAAAAAAGGGGUGUAGGCUGGCAGGGCUGUGAAAGUCAUGGGAUGACUCAAAGCAGUUAGUGAUGAGCAGGAAGCACAAAGACCACUUGCCAGGUAUCCUGCCCAGCCAAGCAGAUUAGGCACAUUCUCUCUCCUCUGCGAAGAGGCUUCUUACUCAAGGGACUGAAUACUCUGUUCAGUAAUUCUUUGUCUUUACAAACUGCUGUUAAACCAAUAGAGAAGAGGCAGUACACAGUUCUUCUCCAUCACAAAAAGAAGGAAGGGCUUUAUAGGUCUUCUUUAUGUAUCUACACAUACUUCACCAAGAGAAAUCUUAGCCUGCUGCUGAAGUGCCUAAAUUCAACUUUUAUUUUGGAGAGAAAUAUUUCUGAAGGCCUCCUUAGAACCAGCCAAUACACCUAAGUGCCUAACUGAGGAGCUGCUACAGCUAUGGUCCAAGACUACUGUGAUUUCACCAUGACAUUUUGGAGCCAUGCUCUCCUUGCAGUAGGAACACCUGCCUGGCAAUGCUGAAGACAUCUGCUAGGCAGAUCUGACAUAGUUUUCUUAGAUUGUUCCAGCAGAAACAGCAGGACCAUACACAUCCAGGUCAGUCUGGUUUUCCUAGAGAGAAGGAAACAUUCUGAAAGUCACUUGUCCUUCCGACUCCAUCUGGAGUCUCAUCCUUUCUCGACCAAACACGCUCAUGUGCCUCAGUAGGCACCAUUCGUGUUGGCUUUUACAGCUGCUCAGAACAUGUAAGCUUAGUUAACCUUUUAGGUGUCACUGUAUGAAAAUACUGCUCAUUCCUCUUGUACAUUCUCUUUGGCCUCACACAAACC
Molecule: messenger RNA, 9626 nt
Organism: Melopsittacus undulatus (budgerigar)
Lineage: Eukaryota; Metazoa; Chordata; Aves; Psittaciformes; Psittaculidae
Gene: PTPRB
Product: protein tyrosine phosphatase receptor type B
Exons: 33
Coding region: 1-6636 (2211 amino acids)
Biological process (GO): protein dephosphorylation
Molecular function (GO): protein tyrosine phosphatase activity; protein binding
Source: RefSeq, a predicted model, not a curated record